Molecule: messenger RNA, 423 nt
Organism: Iphiclides podalirius (scarce swallowtail)
Lineage: Eukaryota; Metazoa; Arthropoda; Insecta; Lepidoptera; Papilionidae
Source: the annotation of a GenBank genome assembly
AUGGGCGACUUGGCAGUGCCGGGGAGAGGUGAAAAAAAAAAUCAACACAGUAGGCUUUCCACUGCAAGCGUGACGUACAUCGUGAGUCAAGCGGGCGCGCCGCCGCUCGGCCAAUGGCGGCGUUUCCCGCCCCACGAUAUAUACUUGAACCGGCGGCCGUGCGGCUCAAAGUUUAAACGCACUCUGUACGGUACGCACGGACGUUUACGAAGUGACCGUCUCGCCAAUAACGCUCCGACCCGCCGCCAGUACGAACGCGCGAAAGUGUUUUGUGUGCAACGCUCGAGGCCUGUUAACAAUGUGAGUAGAGCAAUUCUCGAUGGUACAGCGGCGAGUUGGCCGCGUGGCCGGGGGCGCCGAGGCCAAUUGGCCACCACUGCUCUGGCCACCCGACCCACUCGCCUGCGCUUUUUGUUCCGUCCU